AUGCCACGAGGCAAGAACUACGUGAACAAUAAUCGAGGUGUUUCGAUGCAGGCUUCCAAGAAGAAAACUGCGCCGUCGAUGGAACAGUGUUUCUAUGGCAAAGGCUGCACUCGCGCCAACUGCUUCUAUCGGCAUGACGGGCCCGAUGCCAGUGGAGGAGGCGACAAAUCGGGGGAACCUUGCAUGCCCUUUUUGGCAGGACUUUGUACAUUUACGGCCGCUGGUUGUCGCAAACGACAUCCUGGCAAAGUUGAAGCAGAACGGCUCAUCAACAAGUACAAGGCAACCAAAUGUCGCUACGGCGAUCACUGCAAAACGUCAGGGUGUCUGUACAUACAUCCUUCCGAUGACAACAACAAUGGCACGAAAGGCUUGGCAGGAACGGCCGCCUUUCCCCCACUCGUGACCAAUGGUGCUCGUCCCAUUGUGACUGCUGCGCCAGCGGGAGCCUGGAAACCCAUGGCACCAACGGGAAUCGCAACAACAACGCCACCACCAUCAGCACGACAACCACCGGUCAAAUCCGCUUGGGUACCAGCCCCACCACCGGCUGCAGCUCCUGCUUGGGGAGCGAGGGGACGAAAUCCAGUGUUGGUCAACCAUGCAAUCAAGAACAGCACACAAGCUCUUCCCAUGCAAAAUGGAUCUACUCCGACCAAGAACGGAAUGACGAAGAAGAAUGGAUCCAACGGUGCCAACAAGACUCCCCCAGCACCGUCACAGCCUACUGUGGAUGCACAACGACAGGCUGCCACUCCUGUCACACCUUCUCCUCUUGCUGCUGACCCUCUUAAUCGUACUUCGUUGAACAUUCAUGCCAAAGAAUUCGUUCCAGGUGGUUUAUAG
Molecule: messenger RNA, 846 nt
Organism: Seminavis robusta
Lineage: Eukaryota; Bacillariophyta; Bacillariophyceae; Naviculales; Naviculaceae
Source: the annotation of a GenBank genome assembly